Molecule: messenger RNA, 1733 nt
Organism: Octodon degus (degu)
Lineage: Eukaryota; Metazoa; Chordata; Mammalia; Rodentia; Octodontidae
Product: zinc finger protein 709-like
Biological process (GO): regulation of transcription by RNA polymerase II
Molecular function (GO): DNA-binding transcription factor activity, RNA polymerase II-specific; RNA polymerase II cis-regulatory region sequence-specific DNA binding
Source: RefSeq, a predicted model, not a curated record
GCGCCAGAGCGCGUUUGCUGAGCGCUAUAUCGGGAGCGCAGAGAUUGUUAGACCGCCUUCUGUGGUUUCUACUGGCUGCAGCCUGAUCAGGAAAGACCUCGAGAGACCCUCAAGCCACGCAAUGGUGUCCGUGACCUUUGAUGAUGUGGCUGUUAAAUUCACCAAUGAGGAGUGGGCUUUGCUGAGUCCAUUCCAAAGGAAGAUCUACAAAGAUGUGAUGAAGGAAACCUUUAGAAACUUAGCUGAUAUAGGAAGAGCUUGGGAUAUCCAGAAAGUUGGAAAAGAACACAAAAAUUACUCCAGAAAUCUAAGAAAUGAAGAGAUACAGAAAUGCUAUCAAUAUAAAGGUUGGAAUCGAUAUGAAGGAAUACUCCUUUGUACUCCAGAUGUUAAUGUGGACGUGAAUCAAACAGACAUACACGAUAAUGUUGAGAUCUAUCAAACAAAUUAUAGGGGAGAGAAACCCUAUGUAUGUGAGGAAUGUGGGAAAGGUUUUAGCAAAAAGAGUCAUUUUCAGUGUCAUUUAAGAACUCACACUGGGGAGAAACCCUAUGUAUGUAAACAAUGUGGGAAAGCUUUCAACACAAAACAUCACUGUCAAGUACAUGCGAGAAUUCACACUGGGGAGAAACCAUAUAUUUGUAAGCAGUGUGGGAGAGCUUUCAGUAGAAACACUCAUUGUCGAAGUCAUGAAAGAACUCACAGUGGGGAGAAACCCUAUGCGUGUAAACAAUGUGGGAAAGCUUUUAACAGGUACCGUGAUUGUAAAGUACAUGAAAGAACUCACUCAGGGGAGAAACCCUAUAUAUGUACACAGUGUGGAAAAGCUUUCAACAUAUACCAUGACUAUAAAGUCCAUCAAAGAAUUUACACUGGGGAGAAACCUUAUGUAUGUAAAGAAUGUGGUAAAGCUUUUAGCAAAAACAGCAGAAACACUCAAUGUCAGAGUCAUGAAAAAACUCACACUUGGGAGAAACCGUAUGUAUGUAAACAGUGUGGGAAAUCUUUUACCACACUUGCAUGUUUUAAACUGCAUGAAAGACUUCACACUGGCGAGAAACCCUAUGUAUGUAAACAGUGUGGGAAGGCUUUUAUCACAAACCAUCGUUUGAGAGCACAUGAAAGAGUUCAUACUGGGAAGAAACCCUUUUUAUGUAAGCAGUGUGGGAAAGCUUUCUUUACUCACAGCGCAUGUAAAAUACAUGAAAGAAUUCAUACUGGGGAGAAACCCUAUGCAUGUAAGCAAUGUGGAAAAGCUUUCAGCAGAAGCACUCAUUGUCGAACACAUGAAAGAAUUCACACUGGGGAGAAACCUUAUGUAUGUCAACAUUGUGGGAAAGCUUUCACCACGCAAGGAUAUUGUAAAAUACAUGAAAGACUUCAUACAGAGGGGAAACCAUAUGUAUGUAAGCAAUGUGGAAAAGCUUUUAGCACACACAGUUCUUGUCACAGACAUGAAAAGAUUCACACUGGGGAGAACACUGUAUGUAAGCAAUGUGGGAAAGCUUUUAGCACAAACCACCAUUUGUGAACACAUGAAAGGAUUCAUAUUGGGAAGAAAUCAUUUGUAUGCAAAUGAGGGCAAAUUUUCAGCAAGCACAGUGAGUGUAAAAUACACAAGAGCAUUCACACCGGGGAUUAAUCCUUUGUAUAUAGGAUAAAUAGAUAUGUUCUGCACAUUAUCAAAUGUAUGAAAGAACUUACUAGGCAGAAAUCCUCUGUAGAGGAGUAAU